GAGGUAAUUCAUUCCAUCCGCAUUGUUUACUGUAUGAGUCAUAGGAAAAUGAAAGUACUGUUGAAUUUGGAAAACCACGUUUAAAGCAACUUAUAAUCGUAGGAGGUUUAUGGAUUUUGAUAAGUCCCUUAUUAUUGGGCAUUUAUUGAUUAAAAAACAAACAAGAUGGGUGAUCGGUGUUCUGAGGUGAAAGAGCUUCAGCAGCGGAUUUAUGAGGCAUUAUUGAAGUCAGAGGAGGUCACCCACCUCAUUGAUGGGUUAAUCUGUGUCAACUGCCCCCUGGGGCAGAGGUAUCAGCUGCUACCCAUGGAGGAACUCUUCAAGGACAACAGCAAUUUUUUGGAGGGAAUCAAGAAGAUCGGAGUGGCUCUGAAUAUUUUGGAAAAGUACUGCCGCCACCUACUAAAACCUCCAGUUGAGAGGUCACAGAUGUGGCGGGUCGUCAAGUUUUCCAACAACAUCUUCAGGGACAGAGUCGACUGUGUUGUGGGAGGGAGAGACAUCAUGAAGCUGAUGGGAUAUACCGAGGACAUCCAAGAUGGACUCCAGUUUCCUAACUCUGGCCAAACAAAUGAAGAGCAACUGUAUCGCCUGCUGGCCGACAUUAUGUGUGGGAAGAGAGAGCUAGAUGCCUAUCUAACAAAUUAUCACCCUUAUCCAGAGAGGGUGGAGAAUUUACUGCCCCAUCAAACAGUGCUGGAUGUGGCAAGCUUUCAAAAGAACUGGAUUCAACAAGGAAAUCUACCCAUGAGAAAAUUGAAGCCUGUAGCAAGCAUUGCAUCUAAUACGCAUACAGAAUCUAGACUGACCAAUCAGCAAAGAUCAUCAUCCAGUAGUUCCUCCUACUCUGACAGUCAGCUAAUGAGGCAGGACGUAACAAAUCAAGUACAGCAACCAAUCAGAGAGGCUGUAACUGAAUCAAAACUAUCCAUUCCAAGUGCAUCUCCGUCUAACAAAUCUGGUGGACAAAGAACAGGCUCUAGUGAAGUGGAAUCUCCACAGUCCAGCAUAGUGUGCGACAUCUGUGGUCAGUCAGUAGCCAUGUUCAUGUGUGGUCGCUGUGACAACAAACAGCUCUGUACAGCCUGUGACGAAAGAUGGCAUCAGCACCCAAAACGCAAAAAUCAUGAUCGCCAGAAAUUAAGGAUGUCGAGUACAGAACAGAACUCGGAUGACCAUGAAUAUCUGUCAGCCAAAGAGAGCCAUGCUCUUAUUCCUUCACCUACCCCACAGCAAACACACGACCAGCUGCCACAAGAAGUACUGCAGUACGCCACGCAAGACGCCACCCAAAAUCAGCCAUAUUACUCCACCAGUGAACAACCUCCAUAUUGUAUAAAGCCGAUCGUGACUCCAUAUUCCGCUGGUUCCAAUGUAAACCAGUCUCACUAUGUAAUGUCUGCCAACAAUAACAAUAUGGAUUUAUCUACAAUGCACCACUCUGUGCAAAAUGUUCCAGGCAUGGAGGAACACCACCCCCAGGAGGGCUUAAUAUCAGGACUGCAAUCACAGCCAGGGACUCUACGCAGAAUGUCACAUGACCCAAACAUGCAUCAGAAUGUGUACCACACUCUGCCUUCUGUGCCCCCAAGCAUGCAGAGAGCAGCUCCUGGGGGACCCCCCACCUCCAAACUAUUGGACAAGAUUUUGGCCAUUCCCGACCUGUACAGAAGAAAAUCCAAAAUAGAGAUUCACUUGGAGACGCUGCAGGAAGAAAUUGAUAACAUCGAGGUCAGAAUCCAGGAAUGCAUAGCUCAGAAUGCAACGUUCUACGAAGAUGAAGAGUAUGGUCGUCUGUUCAGGAAAAAAGGAUUCCUACAGAGGGAGAAGAUAGAGCUGGAAAAAUACGAGAAAGAGCUGGAUAAGGUUCUGGUCCAGCAGGAUCAGAUGUAUUACCCCUCACAGUGGCCCCUCAAUUACCAGCAGCAAGUGGGGCUGAGUAGCCUUCCCCUCGGACAUUUGCCCUCGGUCAAUUCUCCCGGCGGGGUUAACCCACCGCACAGUGGAGUGUUCAUCUUCGUUCCAAACUCGUAUCAAAGCAGUCCUCCAGUUUACCCCAGUGAAGGCCCUAGUCCGAGCAUGGCCAUGCAAAGCCCUCCUUCAUUUUAUGGUCAUCCAACAGGGCCUUCUUCAUACUUUCCCCAAACAGAGCAGAGCAUUCAGUGUACAUCGCCUCAUAACCCGCUGCUGGCAUAUCAUUCCAAACAGAACUCUCCACAAACCCCAAAAGUAUCGCCACGUAUGCAUGGGAAUUUUCCAUAUGUGAAUCAACCAUUAAAUCAGUCACCAAAAUCUGGUACUCUUCAGCAGAAUGUGGAGCACAGGAGAAGUCAGUCCAUGUUUCAGGAAAGAACAGAAAAUACACCUGUGCAUGCCCAGAAGCAUACCCCAGAAAGACCAAAUUUACCUUUAAUGGAGGAGAGAAAGGUCUUUCAAGAAAACAGAGCCAACGAGUUUCAUCGCAGGCAAACCAGUAGUAUUGUAGAUGAGAGGAAACCUCCAAGUACCCAGCAAGUUCCACCUCCCCCGAAAUUCCAUGACAUGCCAGUAUCUGCAAAGACAGUGUAUCAGAAUUACCCCCCUCCUGCAGACCUACAAAUUGUUCCCCCAUUAGAUUCACCUCCAGUGCCCAUUCCACCACGGAUCCCCAAGGAACCCCCACCCCAGAUCCACAAACCCAAAGUGGAGGGGUACGGAUCCCCUUGGAUCUGUCAACAUUGCACCUUUCACAAUGACCCAGAUACUAGGGUGUGUGCAGUUUGCUUCAAGACAAGUGAUAACCCAAAAUUUGUACAACAAGGCAGUGCUAAUACAGGGAGUUCGGUGAGUGACAGCCGACCAAUGAAUGACCUGAACAGGCCACAGAGACCUCCGGCCCCUGGGGUAGAGAAAAAGCAGCCAUCUGCCACUGGGGCCCAACACAGUGAUGUCUCUAAAAUAAUUAAAGAAGCGUCUACAGCAGGGGACAAAAUCAUGCAGCAUUACGAUGAGAUAUAUCAUGAGAAACAAGAAGCUAAGCGCCAGUUUGAAGAGCAGCUAGAGAAAGAAAAAAAGAAGGAAGCAGAGGAAAAAUUCAUACAACAAACACUGGCUGAUCAGUUGAAAAAAGCAACCAUUCAGUCCCCACCAUCAGCACAGGUUCUGCCCAAAAGUACAAGCCCAAACAGGAGCAACCAAAAGCCAGGGGAACAGUUGUCAUUCCCUGUGACAAGUGAAAAAGCUACUGAGCAGUCUCAGCCCCUGAGUAAAUCUCCCAGCAACAAAAAGGGCCUUACUUUUCCAGAGACAAUGGAGGCACUGGGUAAACAGUUUUGGGAGGACCACAAGGACAUUGAGACUAAAGAACAAGGGCUGAGUAAAUCACCCAGGAACAAACAGGGUCUGAACAUUACGGAGACGGUGGAGAAAGUGAAUCAACAGAGAAUGCAAAACUUGAUGGACAUCGAGGCCAAAGAACUAGUUGGUUUCUUUAAGGAAGCUGAAAAGGAAGGAUUUGAUACUGAUGAAGGAGAGCUUGCAGUAGAAAUGUGUGUAAGAGACCAGUUACUUCCCUUGCAAUGGCUGAAGCAGAUCUGGAUGAAGCGGGUGAAAUCUGUCAUGGCUGAAGUGGCAAAGGCAGGAGCAGACAUGAAUGAAAACGAGGUGGGGGAGUUGUCUGAGGCAGAAGCCAAGAAUUCUCUAAAGGAAACCAAAGGAGAUGUUGAAGAGGCUGUGAAAAUCUGUACUGCAAAAAGAUGCAAACUAUACCAAGAGAUAUGUAAGGUGGACAACAGCUUUCCAAGAGAAGAGAUUCUGCAGGCCAUGUUGUCAUCUAAAGGGGAGUUGGAGGAAGCUCUAGACCACUUAAACUCUGACAGCCUGCAGCAGUUUACUGACCAUCUCUGGGAGAGGGAGAACUCUUCCCUGCAGGGUGAGGACGAAGCUGAGGGUGUAAGUGAGGCUCUGGCGCUGUCUGAUGUCCAUGAUGCCUGUUUAAGUGUCACCAACAGCGUGCUCAAACACAAUCACUUCCAGCAGAUGGUCAGAAACAAAGACAUUAGCUCUGAUCGGAGGUCCCGGAUGAUAAUGGUGGAGGGUAAGCUACAGAGCUGGGGGCGGGCAGAGACCGUGCUGAAGAUCCUGGAUAUAGAUGUGGCGGGUAAGAAACUGGAGGCCACCCUGGAGGACAUCGUAGAGGCGGUGUAUAACUGUGGGGACCGUCAGAGCUCCCUCGUCUACCUACAGCAGGAGUGCCAGUGCUGUUUCACUUACUUCCCCAUGAGCAAGAUAAGAACUUUGAAUUGCCCAUGUAAAAUCUGCUUUGACUGCAUGAAGAACUACUUUGAGUUGAACAUUCGAGAGAAACACGUCAGGAACCUAUGUUGUCCAAUAUGUCAGCACCCAAACAUGGACAACACUGAAGCGGCCAAUGAAUACCUGUCAUUCCUCACCAUGCUGUUGAAUACAAUGGUUGGUCCAGACAUUCGAGAAAUUUAUGAAACCAAGCUGCGGGACUGGCACUUACAGAAAGAUCCCAACUUCAGAUGGUGUGCCCAUUGUGGCAACGGUUUUAUCAACAUCGGAGGAGAGAGAAACCCAGCCAUGCAGUGUCCAUAUUGUAACAAGAAGACAUGCUUCAACUGUAAAAAACAGUGGGAGGAUCAGCACGAGGGUCUGACCUGUGAGGAGUAUGAACAAUGGAAGAUUGACAACGACCCAGAGAACCAGGCCAUGGGCCUAGCGGCUCACCUGGCCACCAAUGGAAUCGAUUGUCCAAGUUGUAAAAUGAGAUUUUCCCUGGCUAAGGGGGGCUGCAUGCAUUUUAAUUGCCCGGAGUGUGGACAUGAAUUCUGCAGUGGAUGUUCUCAGAUGUUUGAUUCUAAAGGAGUGUGUAUGAAGUUCAAGAGUUGUCGGGGAAAGGGCCUGCACUGUCACCACCCCCGAGACUGUUUCUACUAUCUCCGUGACAACUCAGUCGAGGAGCUUCAACGUCUUCUUAAGGAGAAAAAUGUGAAGUUUGACACGGAGGCUCCUGAGCAUCAGGAGGACCAGCGACACUGUCCUGUGAUGGAGCUAAAAGAUGUCCAUGAGGGCAAGAAGGAUGAGGCCUGUGGUAAAGAUGUCAUUGCCGGCCACGCAGGGCUCUGUGGGUCGCACUACAAAGAGUACUUAGUUAAUCUGAUCAACCGAAAUAAAGUGGACCCAGUCUACAUUAUGGAUGUUUCUGAGAUGAUACGCCUGAUUGAGCGAGAGGAGAAGACCCCUCCUCAGCGGAAACCGACCUAUCAGGAAUCUCAGUACCGCAAAAAGCUGAUACAGUUUAUCAAGGAUAAAAUACCUUUGCAAAGAUGAAGAUGUUGCUGUUUUAUUUAAAUCAUAUAUAUACAUGUAAUUCAUAUACACCGGUAAAUCACUUUUAAUUAUAUUCCAUUGUUGUGUUUGUUUGUUUUAAAUUUUAUUGUGCUGUCUGUGAUAAAAGUUGUGAGGGAUUUUUAUUCAACUCAAUAAAAUCGAUAUAAAU
Messenger RNA from Magallana angulata, 5500 nucleotides. RefSeq lists its product as uncharacterized. Gene Ontology annotation, cellular component: LUBAC complex. The transcript has 24 exons. NCBI's taxonomy places the organism in Eukaryota, Metazoa, Mollusca, Bivalvia, Ostreida, Ostreidae. Gene Ontology annotation, molecular function: K63-linked polyubiquitin modification-dependent protein binding; ubiquitin protein ligase activity; zinc ion binding. The record is from RefSeq and is a predicted model, not a curated record. Gene Ontology annotation, biological process: protein linear polyubiquitination. The coding region runs from base 166 to 5331 and encodes 1721 amino acids.